Oreochromis niloticus (Nile tilapia) is the source of this 2342-nucleotide messenger RNA. Its product is annotated as macrophage mannose receptor 1-like. Lineage: Eukaryota; Metazoa; Chordata; Actinopteri; Cichliformes; Cichlidae. The transcript is spliced from 7 exons. The record is from RefSeq and is a predicted model, not a curated record. The coding region runs from base 927 to 1901 and encodes 324 amino acids.
CGUGUUCAUGGAAACAUCGUCGGGUCUGCCGUGAUGUGUUUACAAUGGGACUUCUGCUCCUGAACCUCUGCGCACAGCGUCUGCAAAUCAGGGCUGUACAAAGUCACUGUCAUCUUUAUGCAGGACUGAAAGCUGUCGUCUGUGAGGCGUGAGCGGUGUUUGUUUUUAACAUAGUUCACGGUGGAGAACAGCUGCUGACAUAAUGUGGAUCCGAAGAUCCAUAAUUGGCCUACCUGGGGUUGAAAGUGUUGAUAAAGGCACGGCGUUUUGGCGGGUAUGCCGGCUUCUGCGAGUGUGACGCUUAUUUUGAGCGAUCAAAAAAUAAUAGAAUGUAAUUUUAUAUUUCAAUAUCACAAUACUCUUCCAAUUUAGAACUACAAGUUAAAAAAGAACAUAAACAUAAAUAAAAUACACUUCAGCUAAAUACUUAAAAAACAAAUUUAUUUUCCCAAACCAGGCGGAGCCGUACUAUAAGGACUACAGAGCCGCAGGUUGCCGACCCCUGUACUAGUCGAUAUAUUGGGCUGCAGGGGCAUGAAAAGCAGAUGAGAGAACACACACUAAACACACAAACAGAGACGAGGAAACUGCACACAGGAGGAAGACACAGAUGAACCUAAUAACCAUGACGAGAGGGAGGAUGCAAACUGAAUACACUGACAUCAGACAUAGACCUUCCAGUUUUGGGCCGGCCCAUCUCAUAAUAUUCGUGCUUGUGUGAUUUGAAGGCUUUACCUUUUUCAUGAAGUGGUAUAAAAGUGUAUAUAAAAUAUCUAUGAAUCUUAUUACUUCUGUUCCUUCCAUGUUUUCCCAGAUGGGGUGUAACCUCCUUGGAAGUAACUUGCAUAUUCAUUUUGCAUGAAGAUGAAGAUGAGAAGUCAUUUCACAACAGUCGGACCAAAGGAGAAAGCAGGGAACAUACAAGAAUGGAAAAAGCUCUGUUCAUCAUAGCGGCAUCAGGCCUGUGUGCCGUCGCCUCAGAUGUUAAACAUUACUACCAGUUUGUUUAUGAGCUGAAGAACUGGACUGAAGCACUGAGUUACUGCAGAGACAAAUACACAGACCUGGCUACUGUAGAAGACUUUAAGGAUGUGCAGAUGCUGAACAGCACAGUAGAUUUAAGCAAAAUGACCACCAUGGAAUACGGCAAUCGAGCCUGGAUCGGGCUGUAUGAUGACGUGAACAGCUGGAGGUGGCCAAUGUCAGAAAACAGUGAGGCUGAGUUCAGAAACUGGUCACCUGGACAACCAGAUAACCGAUGGAUUAACGAAUAUUGCGUACGGAUGCUUGAUGGACUAUGGUUUGAUUCACCUUGUGUGAAUGUGUACAGAUUCGUCUGCUCUGAUAACAGAGGGUCGACUAGGACAUUUGUCUACAUUAACAAUCCAAUGUCAUGGGCGAACGCCCAGAGCUACUGCAGAGUUCAUUACACAGACCUGGCCAGUGUGAUGAACAUGACAGAGAACCAGAAGAUAGAUAACCUGGUACCUACAGGGCUAAUAGUGUGGAUUGGCCUUUUCAGAGAGUCCUGGAAGUGGACAGAUGGAAGUAAACCCUCAUAUAUAUAUUGGAAAACAAAUGAACCCAAUAACAAGAUUGGAGCAGAGUCUUGUGUGGCAGCAAACUUUGAAGACAAUGCAAAAUGGGAGGACUGGAAUUGUGACUCAAAGAAGGAAUUUGUUUGCAAUGUUGCACCUGUUUACAAGGAAGUAGUGAGAGUGAAUCUGAUAAACUCUGCUCUGGAUCUGACCCAACCUGAUGUGAUGGAAGCCAUGCUGAACCAGAUCCAACAGACGCUGAAGGAGCAGGGAGUAAAGGGAGACGUCAAACUGAGCUGGAGGAAGCAGUCAGAUGGAUCGGUCUUCUACAAGGACGAGGAAACGAAGAAGAGCAUCGUCUGAAAAUAGUUCAAGAAAUGUUGUUUUCUCCUUCGACCUUUCAAGUGCUAUUGUGCCAUAUUAUCAUAUUAUUCUACACUUUGUGUGAAUAUCUUCAUCCAAAUAAAACACAAAUCUAAUUUUGAUGUCUUUACAUAGUUUUAUUCUUACCUGUUAACAUUUAAAACACGGGACGUUUGCUGGGUAUUUGGUGACAGUACACUGUAAUUUUAAUACAUGCGGUUUUUCGCUGUUGCACUUUAAAGACAGCUGAGUAUUUGGUGCAGUAGAAACAGAAUUAGAAGCUGAUUGAGGCUGUAAAGAUGGCGCAUUCUUCACAAAAGCAGUUCAGCCCCACGCACGGGGUGAUCCGCGCUAACUUGCUAACAGAGAUUUGCCACGUUAGUGCGGUUAUGGCGUUAGCGUAAUUUUUUGAUUUUGUGUUUGGUGUAUUUAUUACUGUUA